Molecule: messenger RNA, 12387 nt
Organism: Pelobates cultripes (western spadefoot toad)
Lineage: Eukaryota; Metazoa; Chordata; Amphibia; Anura; Pelobatidae
Source: the annotation of a GenBank genome assembly
CCUCACUUCAAGCGCCUGUUAUCAUCUGACUCUGGGCUGCAGCUACAUCCCCACUGCCAGCAAGGUAUGUCAGGGCUAGAGACUGGUCCCAAUGCUGAUGGUCUAGCUGUGUAUAUGGUGUGUGGGUCAGUUUAUUUAUCUUUCUUAUUGCUUUUAUGUUUUAAUCCUUUCAUAGAAUAAAUUAUUAUUAUUAUUAUUAUUAUUAUUAUUAUUAUCACGUGGAAUAACAGGAGAGACACAGACAAAGAGUGCAUCGUUGUAUCUGCCCUCUGUGAGGUGGAGGGAGAAGAAACAUUUUUCUUAAAUAUUGUUCAGACCGGGUCAAGGUACACCAACCUCUGAAUGUAAAAAGUACAAUAGAAAUAAACUAGAAACCCGUAGAAUUGUAGUAGGCAAAAUGUAAAUAAGUUUAAAUGAUACUAAGAACAAAAUAAUAUAAAUGGCAGCAAGUAAUGCACAAUGUAAGGUAGAUGAGACGAAAUGAGAAUACUGGUAGAACCAUUAAAAAAAAUAGCAAACAUAAAAACAAGCAUAUAAAAAUAUGAAAAUGUAACAAGACAAAAAUAUAACAAUAAGCAUAUAUAUCUAUUAUUUUACAUUUUUGUAUUUCUCUAUGCUUGUUUUUUAUGGUUCUAUCUCACUUUGUAUACUACUUGCUGCUAUCUAUAUUAUUACAUUUUUAAUCUCAUUUAAACUUUUCUACAUUUUUACCUACUACGGUAUUUUCUAAACAUUAGCCCCUGGCAAUUCUACUUGCCUCUGUUUGACUGAUACUGUAUUAUUAGUAUUACAUGCUUUUUAACUCUUUUUUUCCCCUAAAAUCUCAGAAUUGAAUUCUUCUUCCACUCAACAUUCAUUACUCCUGUAAGUUUUGUAGGAAUAUUUUGUGUUGGGAAAAUUCCAAAGGGUUUAUAGAGCAGGCAAAUAAACUGGGUGAGCGAGUGUGUUUGUGCUUGUCACAGUAUUAUGAAAAAAAUAGAUGCCUUUGCAUGUAUCAUUAUUAUUAUUGCCAUUUAUAUAGCGCCAACAGAUUCCAUAGCGUUUUACAAUAUCAUAAAAAGGGGGGAUUUAACCAUGAAUAGGACAAUUACAAAAACUUAAAUGAAUGAUAGGACCCUGCUCAAAUGAGCUUACAGUCUAUAGCAGGUGGGGUAUAAAACACAAUAGGACAGGAGAUUUCAAUCAAAUAAGGUGAGAGUAAAGCAGAGCUGGAAGAGAGAGUAAGAGCUUUAGGAGAGAGCAAGAGACAGGUAUGUGAGGGAAAUGUUACUCUGGGAGGCCAUAAGCUUUCCUAAAUAGGUGGGUUUUAAGGCACUUCUUAAAUGAUUGAAGACUAGGGGAGAGUCUGAUGGUGGUAAGCAGGUUAUUCCAUAGGAAGGGAGCCGCCCAUGAGAAAUCCUGCAAGCGUGAGUUGGCCAUCCUGGUGAGAGCAACGGACAGGAGCAGGUCAUAGGCAGAAUGGAAAGACAGAGAAGAAGCAUACCUAUGGAUCUAUGAGGAGAUAUAAGAGGGGCUAGAAUUGUUCAAUGUUUUAUUGGUAUUGAUUAGAAUUGACUCCUAUAGGAUACAGGAAGCCAAUGUAGAGACUUACAGUGGGGUGAGGUGUGAGAGGACCAACUGGAGAGGAAAAUCAGUCUGGCGGCAGCAUUCAUUACAGACUGUAGCGAGGCAGUACGGCUUUUGGGAAGACCAAUUAGGAGAGAGUUACAAUAAUCCAUGUGAAAAAUUACUAGAGCAUGGACAAACUCCUUAGUAUCAUCCCGCGUAAGAAAGGGGUGGAUGCGGGCUAUGGAUUUAAGAUAGAAUCUACAGGAUUUGGUAACAUACUGGAUGUGAGGCUCAAAGAUGAGGCCAGAAUUAAAUAAAACACCAAGACAGGACGCUUUCAAAGAUGGACUCAUGUGGAUACCACUAACUUGAAGGGAGAGCAAAAGAGGAGUCUCAGUAUUAGGAGCACGAAAGACAAGGAGCUCAGUUUUAGAGCGAUUGAAUUUCAGAAAGCAGGAGGACAUCCAGUCAGAGAUGGAAGAAAGGCAAGCAGUGACACUUUGCAUGACGGUAGAGGAGAGGUCCAGGGAGGAAAGAUAUAUCUGUGUGUCAUCAAUGUACAGGUGGUAGUGGAAGGGGACCAAGGACAGAGCCUUGGGGGACUCCAACCGAGACAGGACGAAGGGAGGAGGUAUCAUUAGAAAAGGAGACAAAGAAUGAGCGUUGGAAGAGAUAAGAGGAAAACCACAAGAGGACAGAGUAACCGAUACCCAGUGAUUGAAGAGUUUGAAGAAGGAGAGCAUGAUCAACAGUCAGGGCCGUCUUUAACGCGGGGCAAACGGGGCAGCUGCCCCGGGCCCAGUUUCUCUUGGGGGGCCCGAGGCACCUGCCCCGUGGGCCCCGCUGACCCCGGCGGGUGGGUGGCCGGUCGGGCGGGCAGGAAGGCGGGCGCGCGAGGGAGCACUCAGCGCUUCCUCUUCAGCUCCCUCGCGCACCGCACUGAUGCCGGAGCCGGAAGAUGACGUCAUCUUCCGGCGCCGGCAUCCCUACGCGGCGCGAGGGAGCUGAAGAGGAAGCGCUGAGUGCUCCCUCGCGCGCCCGCCUUCCUGCCCGCCCGACCGGCCACCCACCCAGGAGCCCAGCAGCACCACUGGACCCCAGGGAAUCCCCCAGCACUCCAAAAGGUAAGGAGGCUGGGGGUAUUACAUUAAAAAAAAAAAAUGUGUGUGUGUGUGUGUGUUUGUGUGUUAGUGUGUGUGUUUGUGUGUAUGUGUGUGUUUGUGUGUUAGUGUGUGUGUUUGUGUGUUAGUGUGUGUGUGUGUGUGUUUGUGUGUUAGUGUAUGUUUGUGUGUGUGUGUUUGUGUGUGUGUAUGUGUGUUUGUGUAUGUAUGUGUGUGUUUGUGUGUUUGUGUAUGUAUGUGUGUGUUUGUGUGUUAGUGUAUGUGUGUUAGUGUGUGUGUUUGUGUGUGUUAGUGUAUGUGUUUGUGUGUUAGUGUAUGUAUGUGUGUGUUUAUGUGAGUUUGUGUGUUAGUGUUUGUGUGUUAGUGUGUGUGUGUUAGUGUGUGUUAGUGUAUGUAUGUGUGUGUUAGUGUAUGUAUGUGUGUGUUUAUGUGUGUUAGUGUGUGUUUGUGUGUUAGUGUAUGUGUGUUAGUGUGUUAGUGUGUGUGUAUGUGUGUUAGUGUGUGUGUAUGUGUGUUAGUGUGUGUGUUUGUGUGUUAGUGUAUGUGUGUUAGUGUGUUAGUGUAUGUGUGUUAGUGUGUUAGUGUGUGUGUAUGUGUGUUAGUGUAUGUGUGUUAGGGUAUGUGUGUUAGGGUAUGUGUGUGUGUGUGUCAGCAUGUCUGUGUGUGUGUGUCAGUAUGUCUGUCUGUCUGUGUGUCAGUAUAUAUGUGUGUGUAUAUCUGUGUGUGUCAGUAUGUGUAUGUGUCAGUAUGUCUGUCAGUGCGUCAGUAUGUCUGUUAGUGCAUGUGUAUGCAUGUGUCAGUAUAUCUGUCUGUGUGCCAGUAUGUCUGUGUGUGUGUGUGUCAGUAUAUCAGUCUGUGUGUGUCAGUGUAUGUGCCUGUGUGUGUGUGUCAGUAUUUCUCAGUGUAUGUGGGUGUCAGUAUUCUGUCAGUGUCAGUGUCAGUGUAUGUGUGUCAGUAUGUUGAUCAGUGUAUGUGUCUGUGUGUGUGUGUGUCAGUAUGUCGGUAUAUGUGUCUGUGUGUCAGUAUGUCUGUAUAUGUGCCUGUGUCAGUAUGUCUGUCAGUACGUCUACCAGUGUAUGUGUCUGUGUGUGUGUCAAUAUAUGUACCUGUGUCAGUGUGUCUGUCAGUGUAUGUGCCUGUUUAUCUGUAUGUAGUCAGUGUAUGUAUCUGUGUAUCUGCUUGUGCGUCAGAGUGUGUACCUGUGCAUCUGAGCCGCAACUUUAAAUACAAAUACACCCCUCAUUCAAACUUCAACACUACAUAUAAAACACACUCCUGCAUUGAAACGUCAACACUACAUACAAGCACACUCCUACAUUCAAAAACAAACACUACACAUAAAUGCACACUUGCAUUCAAACUCCAGUACCACAUACAAACACAUUCACACAAACAUACUCCAUACAAACACAUGCUUACAUUCAAACAUACUAACAUGGCUCAGUGCUAAAUACAACCCUGCAAGCAUGGGAAAUUGGUAGAGUCCCAGCUGUCAAAGCAUUGUUGGAGUUGCACGACAGAUGGGGUUCUACCUUUAGUCCAACCUUGCAAUUGGGGUCCCAAUAAAAUUCAUUCUACUUUAGUACCGCCACUGCGUUGGGAUGGAUGCCGUGAUUGCAUACCAGGGAGUGAGGGGCGAGAGCGGCAGGGCACAGGGGGCCCAAGCAAACACUUGCCCAGGGUCCAUUCGUUAUUAAAGACGGCCCUGUCAACAGUGUCAAAGGCAGGAGAGAGGUCAAGAAGAAUUAGUAUGGAGUAGUGUCAUGUUAAGUCCUUUUAGUCCUGUGGCCUAAAUGAACAAAAAAUGCUUUGAAAAGGUUGGUAUUUUUUUUUUAUGUAAAGAGCUUUGCAAUCAAAAGUUGUAAAGCAUUUAAAAUCAAAAAGAAUCUUAAGGAUGUGAUUAGAGGAGUAUCUUUUUCAUGUAUAAUAGUACUGAACGUUCUGUGAAUUUGUCCUUGGAGUUUUCAAAAGAGUUUUUCUCAAACACCCUUUUGUUGCUUAUUUACUGUUGACUCCAGUAUCUUCCUCCCCUCUUUAUAUUUUCAACAUUUAAAUCAGCUUUUAAAUUGUUUGUACAUUAUUUUCUGUCUGCUGGAAUAGCUACCUUUCCUCUUUGAUGGACGAUCUUCAACUAUUCUUCAUAAAGCUCUAGUAGGACUUUAUAAUGUAUUUUUCCUUUGUAUCUGUUCCACUGAAACCAAAACUGGGCGUAGGAGACCAGGUAAAAACUUUGUAGCACUGAGUGUGUCCUCUCUCACGUGUGCCAUUACACACAAAAUCAGGACUUUUAGAAUAUUCUUUAGAUCAUUAAUUCCAAGUAUAUCAUGAGGUCUGGCUAUUGUUUGGGUUUAUUCAAAAUCAUGCAACAAAAUAGCCCACAGCAAUGUGUAAUUUAAGAAUGAUUUAUAUAAAUAAUGUCAUACAAACUCUGUAUAUUUUUUUGUAUAUUAGUUUUUAUUGAAGUCUGACAAGUCUCAAAACCAUGUCUACCUGACUUGGCAGUACAGUAACAAACCUAUUUACUGAACCCCAAAGUUUGUCUGUAUUGGACAACAUUCUCUAAAAAUGUCUGAAUUUUGGCUGGAUUGGUAAUUUUCUUAAUUACUAAAGCCAGGUCUGUCAGAAGUCUGCCAUCAUGACUAUAUUUGAAGCAUUUGCUCUGAUGCAUUCAGUGAUAACCUUAUAAUUCAUGCUUUCAUAUCUGAAUACAAUUUAAAGAUUAAAGCUUAUUUUAUUCAUUCCUAAUAAGGUCAGUGUCCAUCAUGGCUGCUGUGUCUCUUAGCUCUUAUCUCAUCAAAGGGCUGAAGGAACAGUACAUGAAGUUGCCCCAAGGAGGUAAGGUGCAGGUCACCUACGUCUGGAUCGAUAAAAAUGGGGAAGGAGUCUGCUGCAAAACUAAGACACUGGACUAUGAGCCCAAGUCCAUAGAAGGUGAGAAAAAGACACUUUAAUGCCCACAUGACAUCCCAUCCCACCUGCCAUGUUUCUGGCAGACGCCUUGUGAAUUAUCAGAUGAUAGAAAGUAUCACUUCCGUCUAAAAUUGAACCUUCAACUGGAUCCUCCUGAUGUUUGAGUCUCUAGUGAUGAUGAUGAUUCUCCUGGUUUCCCAUGGUAGACAGUCAAGUGUAAAUAGAAUGAAGUGAUUUUAAGAGUUUGCCAACUGACAAAGAAAUUAUCAGUCUAUAAUGGUAGGUGUAUUUUAACAGUGAGAGACAGAAUAACAGUAAAGAAAAAUUGAGAAAAAUGCAUGUCAAAAAAUUAUACAUUGAUUUGUAAGUGAAUGAGUGAAAUAAGUAUUUGAUCCCCUAUUAAUCAGCAAGAUUUCUGGCUCCCAUGUGUCUUUCAUACAGGUAACAAGCUGAGAUUUGAAGCACUCUCUGAAAAGUAUAAAUUAUCCAUACAUUGUAAAAGAAAUUUUUCCCCAAUUCUUAGAUGUCACCCCAAAACCAUAGCCUACACCCCUAACCGACCGCACAUGACGUGUAUGCCCAAAAUAGUUCCACUAUUUUUUUCGAGCAGCCAAAACAUACGAAAUCCCAGGGCUAGAGCGUUCGUGACUUAGUUCGGCUUAAUCCCCUCGUUCGUAUACUGGUUCUCAGAAAGUACCGCUUCGUUCAGUUGGAUUUUCAUGAACAUCCAUGAGGCUGGAGGCUUUAGCUGUGUUCGUGCCGUCGAGUGUCCGAUUUGGGUUCCAGACGCUCAACGACCAAACACCGCUGGUGUUAUUCGUAUGCCAAAAUGGCUGCCACCACGUGUUCAUCUAUACGAACGAAGGCCACCCUGACUAUCACACAGGGUUUCGGGUAUUUGUGGUUAACCAGGUAUGCUGAAGGUUAAUAGGGUCAAUUGGUGCCACACUGUCCUCCUGGGUGGCCCGGUUGUUCGGUACUUUGUUUGGCAAACUAUAUAGGGUAAUCCAUAUAACUGGUGUUUGUACCGAACAAAUACACAAAAUUACACAAUUACCCAGUGUUGCAAUGGAGGGAUACAAUAGAACAGAAUGAAAUACACACACAACGGUAUGGACAGCCUCUAGCACCAAAAAGGGGCACUAAACUAAAGCCCAUUCCGCUACAGUGUUUAUAGGGGAUGUAAAGUGUGUAUGUGGGCAUGUGCAGGGGCUUGGGAUAGAGGCUGUAUUGUGUGUUUGCUUGUGAUGGAUGUAGUAUGUCCAUAUAUUUGUGUAUGUAUUUACAUAGGAGCUCUAGCAUGUUUGCAUAGAGGCUGUAGUGUGCGUGUAUUGGAGCUGUAGUGUGCGUGUGUAUUGGCGGAGCAAAGGGUUAGAAAUGUAAUGUGUUUUUAAAUCAGUAUUAACCAUUGUAAAAUGUAUUAUCCCUCCCUUUUGAAAGUAUUGGGAGGAUCCUGCUAACUGGUUCUAUGGAUAUUCUGAAGGUUGGGCAUCUAGUCUGCACAUCUAAUGGGUGCAGACCAUUUCUAUUGCUUUUGCAAGCCAGUGUACUAUUGAAUGCAUGAAAGUGUUACUGUAAAUACCUUCAACGAUGCCCUGAGUAUGACAGGAGCAAUACACAUGGUUUGCACUUGUCUGAGGUGCUGACCUGAAGCUCUCUGGGCUAUUUAGAUUAGAGUGUGCUGGCUUGGUUAGAAUGAUCUUUGAUCUCCUCACUGACCCAUAAAGUGAUAGAACAUCUACUUCUGGCUGGUGACACAUCAGUCUGGCAUAGGUCAGCCUAGGAGAUUCUUUGACCUAACCAGAUUGCAUUCGCUCAGGCAUUUGGUCAGUUUGCCCAGUACCAGUGCAUAACUGCUCAGGAUCACAGAAAACCUGUUCUGAAAUGUCAAGAAUGACACCAAUAUAAAGAAUGCUAAACUGAAUCUGAACAGCACUUCACUUGCUAAAAGGUCUCCCACGCUUGACUAAAUUUGUAGGGUAGAUUUGCAUUUUGGAAUGUGUAAAAAAUGUUGAAACACAACAUACUUAAUAUUCUUAAAGUGUGUCCGAUAAGGAGGAACUCUAUACAGAAAAUAUAUAUCUAUACAUUUUUAGAUGUUGGUACAAAGAUAAAAGCUACAAAUAUGGUAUUGACACCGAAAUAUCAUUUUUUUUUAAACUUAAGUUAACUAUUUACAGAUUGCUAAAAUGGAGCUGUUCCCAAUGUUUCUAAUAAGUAACUAUUGGAAGGCCAUCCACAGCCUUAAUCUUAUCAUCUUUCAUCUCUUCCAAAUAAGUAGAAGUAGGGAAAUGUAAGGAUAUAUUAUGGCCAUUUGUUACAGUUUUUACCCAUGUGUAAUGAUGCCCCCAUUUCUUUUAGGGUACCGCUCUAUCAAGAAGUCCCUUUUCUGUUUUGUUCCUGUUUUUUUAUGUUGAAAAGGUUAGUAUAAAAUAUACAGAUUUGUCCAGUUAUCUUCGUGUUUUUUCCUAUAUCAGAGAUCCCAGAGUGGACCUUUAAUGGGCUUGGCACAAGGCAAGCAGAAAGUGAUAACUGUGGCAUGUAUCUCGUCCCGGUCAAAAUGUUCAGGGACCCUUUCAGUCUAGACCCCAAUAAGCUGGUGUUGUGUGAAGUUCUGAAAAGCAACAGAACACCUGCAGGUAAGAAUUUUACAAAUAAAUUAUUUUACCAAAUGUAUUGUCAUGUAUACUAAACUGUUAGCAGUCGUUGGCUGUCCACUUCAACUAAACUAGGUAAUGGUAUAUGCCAUUAGUAAUAUUCAAAGGCAAGUCUCAGAGUUCUCAGUCAAAGUGUUUUGACCCACAAUUAAAGCACAGAUUUUAAACUAGACAUAAAAUAAAUAUAAGCAAAUGGUGCAGAUUUGUUCAGGAAGACUUUAUUUUGACCAGAUUUGGCUUUAGUGAAUGUUAGAAUUGUCAGUCUGGUCAGAAUUCGGUAAUUUUCCCCAAAUUUUCUCCAUAUAGAUAAACGUCUGUGUUUAGAUUAAUCCUGCAAGUAAUUGCAGAACCAUCAUCACUUAGUCACAAUAACCCACCUGAUCCUAUUGGAUUAAUUACAUUGGAUGCUAGAAUAUUGAAUACAUUGAAUAACGGAUGCAUGGAUGUAAUGACAAUGUGAAUAUCGCGGGCAGCUAGUGAAUGGUGUCAGGAGUUUUAAGCAGAAAUUAUAGCAUUAUUAAUCAUUAAAGGUUAUUAACAUAGAUUUACUGAAAUAUGAAUGCAUUGUUUUAUAUUCUUUGGUCUUGUUUUUUGUUCCAAUAUCUCGUGAGUUUUAUUUGUUUCUAAUAUUAUUGCGGAGAAGAGAAUUCUGUCUUGAUUCGAAGCUAGACCUGAUUAUCCCUAAAAAAAAAAAAACAAUUGUGUCUGCAUUCCUGCAUCAUGUAGGUAAGCAAUUAGAGGAUGUAUCAAGUAUGAUAUUGUAUUUUACUAUUAGGGUACCCUCAGUUGGUCAUCACUGUUAAUAACAUAAUUAAAUAUUUCUGGGAAAAAAGAUAAUUUGACCUUAGCUCUGUGUACAUGAUGUAAGUAUAUAAAAGUCUUGAGAUGCACAUACCUAAUUCUAGAGGGUUUUUCUUCCAAAUAUAACCCAUUUAAGGAAUUGGCUGUCAAUUUAUUAAGUUUCUACAGCCUUUAAUCUCAUUGCUAGUCUCAUUUUUUAUUUUAUUUAUUUAUUACUGAUAUUUAUAAAGUGCCAACAGAUUCUGCGGCGCUGUACAAUUGGUGGAGAACGUACAAUAUACACAGACAAAUACAAGAGGUAGAGAAUUGUUGUCAAUAGCGUCAGUAACCGCGUUUGUAUCACAGUUGGCAGAUGUCCGACAAUCUUAGAAGUAACCUUUGCCCCCCUGCUGAACUUGGUGAGGAAUAAGAUGUAAUAAUGUAAUGCUUAGCACUAUUGGUAAAUGAUUCUGUCAAAGGAACUCCAUGUACAUUUAUUACACAUUGAAUUGUGGUGCAUUGGAACACAAAUUGUAAAAUUCAGAAACAAAAAAGCUAAUUUGGCAAAACUGAUCCAACCCAGCUGUAGUUACAACUUGUCUCUAUAGAUUUAAACUUUGCUGUUCGGUUUGUAAUUUACUAUAUUUUGGAAUUCACUGAAUACUCAGCCUUGUGGAUUUACUUUCCUUAUUCACUUGCAGAAAGCAACCUGCGUCAGACUUGCAAAAAAAUAAUGGACUUGGUGAAAGAUCAUCGACCUUGGUUUGGGAUGGAACAAGAAUACAUCUUACUUGAUAUCAAUGGUCAGCCUUAUGGUUGGCCCGAUAAAUAUAUCCCAGGACUAAGAGGUAAUAAACUUUACACAGAAACAUUAAAUGUAUGUAUGGCUUGAGUAUUAAUAUGAUUCAGUAGAGUGGAUUAAUUAAUUUAUUUUAACCAUCACAAUUCAUGAUUUAAAGAUUAACGAACCAUCUGCACAUAGCAUGACUUAUAACCACAUGCUUUCUGAAUAACGCUGUUCUGCUCUCAUCAAGGUUCUCUUAGCUUUGAAAAUGUUGAUAGGAACUCUAUGUUACAAACUUACCUGUACCCGGCUCCCGUGUCUCCCAUCUCCUUGGGCCACGCUGGCAGAAUGCACCGCGUGGCUGCACUACUGCAGUCCUCAGACCACACGGCUUGAGUGCUUCACGUGGCCGAAUGGCCUGAAUAGUAUACUCGCCUUCAGUCCCACAAACUGCUCCCUCUGCUGGUUCCUUGGCCGAACUGCAGCUCCUUAAAUAAAUUAUUACUAUGACGUCACAACCUUAAAGUCACCACGUCAUCUAGAGGACCCAGUGCUGUUUGGGGUCGCAGAGAUGAUGUGGACCAAUGGGAACUCUUCUGAAUUUAUUUAAGGCCUGUUCUAGCCUUAACUCAUUGCCUUAUCAUGGUUUCUUGUUAGAUCCUCGUUUAGUGCUCCUAGAGAUUCCCUUGUGAUUUUCUGUGUUUGACCUCGGCUUCAUAUUUGACCCGUGAUUUCUGAUAACCUGACCUCAGUUGACUGACUUGCCUAAACCUAACCCCUAGAUUAUUUUUAAAUCUUUCAACAGGUCACUCAUACUGUGGUGUUGGGAUAGAAAAAGUCUUUGGACGUGAUAUUGUAGAAUGUCACUACAAGGCUUGUCUUUAUGCUGGUAUUGAGAUCUGUGGCAUCAAUGGAGAAGCUAUGCCAUCACAAGUACGACAUAUAUGCUUAAAUUCCUUAUUUGCCUUAUUUGUCUUGUCCUGAUGUGUAUUACCUGUUGUUGUCACUGGUUCAUUAUGGAUUUGUUUUCCUAACUCUUUAUUAGCUACUUCUUGUGUCUAUAGUAAGCUUUCAAAAUUAGUAUGAAAACUUAAUGCAUCUGUGCACCCUGAUGCCUCCAAUUUGGACAGCGGCUACCAAGCAUCUAAGAAUGCAGUGGUACGGAUCUAAUAGCUGGACAUCCUCACUGUGAACUCAUUCAUGCAACCAAAUUUACCUAAUCCAUUUGUUUUUACUUUGAUUUCUUAGUGGGAAUUCCAAGUUGGCCCCUGUGAAGGCAUCGAAAUAGGAGAUCAUCUAUGGAUGGCUCGGUUUAUACUUCACCGUAUCUGUGAAGAUUUUGGUAUUGUGGCCACUCUUGACCCAAAACCGAUGCCCGAUUACAAAUAUGCUUCUGGCUGUCACAUCAACUACAGCACAGAAAACAUGAGGACGAAAGGUGGAUUAAAGUGAGUUGUGAUUGAGUUGUGUCUUCGCACUAAAACUAAAUUAAGGCUUUGGGGGCUGUGCAUAACUCACACUUCAGCAUCUUGACAGGAGAAUUACUGGUUUGGAUUGUCAUUGCUCCACUUUUAGAACUUUGAUUCCUGUUUUUCCUAUUUGGCAAUGAGUAUUUUUAUAGACCAAGUAAAAUACAUGUAGAUGGCACAUUGAUUGAUUGAUUUUGUGAUAACUGAUUCGUUUAAGCAUACCGUAAGUUCGUCAUUCUUUUAUUGAAAAAAAUGUAAACAAACUAUUUAAUAAAUGCCCAAUCUAUUUUUCCUACAGGGAUAUUAAAGAUGCAAUAAAAAAAUUGGGAAAGAGGCACAAUUACCAUAUCUCUGUCUACGACCCCCAUGGUGGCAAUGAUAAUGCCCGUCGUCUGACUGGUGGUAUUUCGACCUCAAACAUCCAUGAAUUUACCACUGGCAUUAACAACUGCUCCGUUAGCAUUCGUAUUCCUCACCAAGUUGAGAAGGAGGGCAAAGGGUACUUUGAAGAUCGCCGGCCGUCUGCCAACUGUAACCCUUAUGCUGUUACUGAAGCUAUUAUCAGGACAACCAUUCUAAACAAGACUGGCAAUGAGACUAAAGACUAUGGAAACUGAACUGGAAGCUGGACCUCUUCUCUCUUUAAUUGCAAAAACACUAAAACCAAUUAUUCUUGCAUGUCUUCUAAAAAGUUUUGUUUUUGAGUUUAUCUUUAACCCCUUAAGGACCAAACUUCUGGUAUAAAAGGGAAUCAUGACAUGUCACAGAUGUCAUGUGUCCUUAAGGGGUUAAACCUUUGAGGUCCUACAUCAGAAUAAAUGUGACAAAAUAUUUUACCUCUUGCGGUCCAAUGUUGGCUGUACCCUGGAGAGUACUGCCGAUCCUCCGUGCUGGGUGCCACGAAUGUGCAUAUGUACUGCACGCGGCACCGAGGAUUGGCAGUACUCUCCAGGGAAAAUCUGACAUUGGACCUUGUGACAGAACCAUCUGUCUGCUGGAUUUUUGCCCGUUCGUCUGUUUGUCCCCGUUCGUAUGAAUGGCUGGUUUCUAUAGCCCAGCCAUUCGAAUGACUCUUUUUUCCCGAACAAAUCUGCCGAACGAACGGCCACCCAAGUGAG